AUGCAACAGGGAAUAGUCAUAGCGUUGAUGGGCCCGCAAGGCGCUGGCAAGACCACCUUCUUGAACUCCUUGAGUGCGCGAGCAUGUAGCCAAGUUCCAUUGGGCGAUUCAGUGACGACCGUUGGCGGGACCCGAGUCUCGCUUCAAGGCCGUGGAGACGUUACGCUAGUGGAGAUACCGUCUCUGGACGACUCCUCGGCUAUCGUAACACUGAGUCGCUUUCUAGUAACGUAUCGACAGUCAUCCUUUGUGGGCGCCAUAUACUUCCAUCGCAUCAAGGACACGCGAGAGAGGAAGAAGGAUUUCAAGUUAUUCUCUCAGGUCUUGACAGCUAUCCCAGCUGAGAAUACCGCCCUUAUCACGGCGAUGCCGUACACGGAUGAAGUGAGGAACAUCGAGCGAGAGCAAGAGCUCGCAGCACUUUGGAACGAAGCAACGACUCGUGGGGCCAGUAUCGGCCGCUUUUCGAAUAACAGCGAGUCUGCAUGGAGCAUCAUAGCUCAACUUGUCGUCCCCGAGCGCCUCGAACCCUCGCCAAUUCGGGAAGAGAACUUGUUUCAGUUCUUGUAUAUGAUGUUGGCAAAAAAUGAAGAGGAAGCGGGGCUAUUGAAGGGUUUGAGGAAGAUUGCGAAGACCGAUAAAGAUGAAGACCUGAAAACCGUAUGGUCAGCAGGGGCCCUUUCUCCGAGCUUGCCUUCCCAGCCUCUGCACCGGACGUACCCUGAAUUCCAUCUGGCGUAG
This is a messenger RNA of Pleurotus ostreatus (oyster mushroom), 741 nucleotides long. RefSeq lists its product as uncharacterized. Lineage: Eukaryota; Fungi; Basidiomycota; Agaricomycetes; Agaricales; Pleurotaceae. Bases 1 to 741 code for a protein of 246 amino acids. The transcript has 5 exons. The record is from RefSeq and is a predicted model, not a curated record.